CUGUCACAUUAUCAUUAUCACUGUAGAAUAUUCCAGGAGAAAGACCAAAGGUCCUUCUUGCGAUCUUGUAUCCAGAAGAAUUUGACUCAAAAUACAAUAGUUAUAUGUGAUGGAUUGAACUACAUAAAAGGUUACAGGUAUGAGUUAUUUCUUAUUGGAAAGCUUUGUAAAACUACGUUUGCCGUGCUGCACUGUCAUGCUGAUGAGUCUACAUGCAAGUGGUUGAAUGAACAAAAGAGUGAGGAUUCAAGGUAUACCGAGAGUAUUCUUAGUGAACUAAUUAUGCGAUAUGAGAAACCUGAUCCACGAAAUCGAUGGGACUCUCCAUUAUAUGAGCUCAAAAUCGGAAGAAGUGAAAGAAGUCCUGAGGAAGCACCUGACGAUAUGGGCAUCGACUUGGAGCAUCCAUCUCCGAAGUUUGUGGACAUACCUUUCUCGGACAUCUUCAGUUGGAUGUGUGAGGGUAAAGCCCUCACUCAAAAUCAAAGCACUCAAGUUGUUCCUAUAGCGCCCAUCAAUUUCCUUCAUGAACUUGAUCGUGUUACUCAAGAGGUCACGAACGAAAUAAUCCAGGGACAAAGAAACGCAGUUGUGGGGCAGCAUAUAAUUAUUACAGCACACGAACCGGACCCCAACAAGGUGGCAAUCAAGAAGCCUCGUACACUAGCCGAACUCACGCGACUCCGACGGCAGUUUAUCAAUAUGUCUAAAACCAAUCCAAUCGAUAGCAAGUCUAAGAUAGCUUCUUUGUUCAUACAUUACCUCAACAGUAAUGUUUAA
Messenger RNA from Cooperia oncophora, 780 nucleotides. The record is from the annotation of a GenBank genome assembly. NCBI's taxonomy places the organism in Eukaryota, Metazoa, Nematoda, Chromadorea, Rhabditida, Trichostrongylidae.